Chrysoperla carnea is the source of this 1719-nucleotide messenger RNA. RefSeq names its product E3 SUMO-protein ligase ZBED1-like. NCBI's taxonomy places the organism in Eukaryota, Metazoa, Arthropoda, Insecta, Neuroptera, Chrysopidae. The record is from RefSeq and is a predicted model, not a curated record. The transcript is spliced from 2 exons. Gene Ontology annotation, molecular function: DNA binding. Bases 1 to 1719 code for a protein of 572 amino acids.
AUGUCUUCCACUGGUAAAACACCUAGAAGUAGCUGGCGACAGCAUUUUAUAAUGAAGAAUAAUGCUAUUGCAAAAUGUAAAUACUGUACAAAAGAAUUAAAGACGUGUAGUAAAACUACAAACUUGAAACAACAUAUGGAAAGAAAACAUUCCGCUGUCUUACAAACUGACGAGAAUUUACGUGAAGUUGAUGUUAAUGAUUCUACGAAGUUGGAGAAUAAUUCAUUGGUGCAAAGCUCAUCAACAGAAGGUGAAGUUUUAUCUUUAACACCUAAACGGGCGAAAUCAAGUAUUGGAGCUGCUUUUAUGAAAAUUUCAGCAUACGCUUCAAAUGGCGAUAAAAAUAAACAAAUAACGCAAACCAUCGCAGAAAUGAUAUGUCGGGACAGUCUACCUUACAGUAUUGUAGAAGGGACAGGUUUUAGAAAGUUCAUGAAGACUGUGGCUCCUUUGUAUCAGGUUCCAUGUCGUAAAACUAUCACAGAUCUUAUUGAUACUAAAUAUGAAGAUAAAAAAACCCUAAUCAAACAAAAAUUAAAAUCUGUUAAAAAUGUCUGUCUCACAAUUGAUGAAUGGAAAGAUAUGCAAUUAAGAAGUUUUUUAGGUGUGACAGUGCAUUUCAUAGAAAACUUUGAAAUGAAGUCAAUGAGCAUCGCAUGUGAACCACUUCAUGACAACCACACUGGAGAAUACUUAUCCGAGAUGAUUUUGAAAGUAUGUGAAGAUUGGGGUUUGCCUAUUGAAAAAAUUGUUAGUGUUACCACUGAUAAUGGCAGUAACAUAGUUAAAGCUAUUGAAAUAACUUUUGGUCGAGCUAAACAUAUUCGAUGCUUAGCACAUACACUAAAUUUAGUGGUUGAAAAUUCUGUGAAUUCUACUGAAGUGAAACUGUUUUUGGAUAAAGUCCGAAAAAUCGUGACUUGGUUCCACCAAAGUGGUGUAGGAGCUGAAGAACUUCGACAGCUGCAAAUGCAGCAAAAAGUUGCCGAAGGAAAAUUAAAGCAUUUGGUAGGAGACGUAUCUACAAGAUGGAACUCACAAUUAUUUAUGAUUGAACGUUUUGUGUUAAUGAGCAGUACAAUAGGGUCUAUUUUACUAAACCACCCGAAUGCACCUCAAAUGCUUCAAGCAAACGAAAUUGUUGUGCUGAAAGAAAUUGAAAAAAUUUUAAAGCCUUUUCAUAAUGUCACCGAAGAAAUUAGCGCUGAGAAAUAUGUUACAGCUAGCAAAGCCAUACCUAUUAUCAAGUGCUUAAGAACUCUUUUAGACGCAACAACAAUAACCAGUGAUUUGGCAAACCAAUUAAAAAAAUCACUGCAAACAGAAUUAAGUAAAAGAUUUGAAAACAUCCAAAAAGUUCACCUUUUCUCGGUCGCAACUUUUUUGGAUCCUAGAUUCAAAAAAAUUCAUUUAGAUGAGCCAUUAUCCUUGUCAAAAACAAUUAAUUAUACUAAUCAAUGUUUGAGUUCGAUCACCAGAAAUGACGACAUUCUGGCAGUGGCUCAUUCUGUAUCAUCUGAAGCGGCCCUCGACGAACAAAAUAUAUGGCAGGUACACCAUGAAAAAAUAAUGGCAGCUAACACGUCAACGACCAAAAAUACCGAGUUAGACUUAUAUAUUACGGCACCGUUAUCAAAUCUUAAGGUCGACCCUCUCGUUGUAUGGAGAAGUUCUGAAGGAACUUUUCCAUACAACGAGAGAAGAAAUUUAAAAGUGUGA